Molecule: messenger RNA, 783 nt
Organism: Eutrema salsugineum
Lineage: Eukaryota; Viridiplantae; Streptophyta; Magnoliopsida; Brassicales; Brassicaceae
Product: tropinone reductase homolog At1g07450
Exons: 5
Molecular function (GO): oxidoreductase activity
Source: RefSeq, a predicted model, not a curated record
AUGGAUAUUAACAGGUGGAGUCUUCAAGGUAUGACUGCUCUUGUAACCGGUGGAACAAAGGGAAUUGGGUAUGCAAUAGUGGAGGAACUUGCAGGGUUUGGUGCAAGAGUGCACACGUGUGAUAGAGACCAAACUCCGCUUGACGAAUGCUUAAGUGAAUGGCAAACAAAAGGGUUUCAAGUCAGUGGUUCAGUUUGUGAUGUUACCUCUCGACCUCAGAGAUAGCAAUUGAUGCAGACUGUUUCUUCUCUGUUCGGUUCCAAACUCAACAUCCUUAUAAACAACGUUGGCAAGUUCAUAUUAAAGCCAACUUUAGAAAGUACAGCUGAAGAUUUCUCAACUUUGAUGGCUACAAAUUUGGAAUCCGCUUACCAUAUCUCCCAAUUGGCACAUCCUUUACUUAAAGCAUCGAGAAAUGGGAAUAUCGUAUUCAUCUCCUCAGUGUCAGGGAUUGUCUCUGGCUCCACCUCCAUAUAUGGUGCAACAAAAGGAGCCAUGAAUCAACUGGCAAGAAACUUGGCAUGCGAAUGGGCAAGUGAUGGUAUAAGGGCUAAUUCUGUAGCUCCUUGGGUCACUGCUACUUCUCUCGUCAAAAAAUAUCUUGAUGACAAGAAAUUUUCGGAGGCUAUGUUUUCAAGAACCCCAUUAGGCCGUGCGUGUGAGCCGCGUGAGGUUGCGUCGCUGGUUACAUUUCUUUGUCUCCCUGCAGCUUCUUAUAUAACAGGACAAACCAUUUGUAUUGAUGGAGGUUACACUGUUAAUGGCGUCUCCUACAAGCCAUAG